CGUGCCCCGCCCCGGCGCCAUGGCGGGGCCGCCGCCGCAGGACGCGCUCGGCCGCUGGGCCCGGGAGCAGGCCCGGCUGCGGGCCGGCGUGCUGGAGCGGGACACCGAGGAGUGGCAGCGACAGCCCGGCUUCGCGGGACUGGAGCGAGUGGGAGGCGUGGAUUUGUCCUAUGUGAAAGGAGACGAGACCCGCGCCUGCGCGUCCCUGGUGGUGCUCAGCUACCCGGGCCUGGAGGUGCUGUACGAGGAUUGCCGGAUGGUGGCUGUGGAUGCCCCGUACGUGGCAGGAUUCUUGGCCUUCCGAGAGGUCCCUUUCCUGGUGGAAGCUCUUCAGAGACUGCAGCAGGAGCAGCCCAGGCUCACGCCUCAGGUUCUUCUUGUAGAUGGGAAUGGCCUGCUCCAUCCCAGAGGAUUUGGUGUGGCCUGUCACCUCGGGGUCCUGACAGAUAUACCGUGCAUUGGUGUAGCCAAGAAUCUCCUGCAUGUGGAUGGCUUGGCCAAGGAUGAGCUGCACAAAGAGCAGAUUCGUUCCCUACAGAGGGAAGGAGACUCAUUCCCACUGAUGGGCACAUCAGGGAGAGUCCUGGGCAUGGCCCUGCGUAGCCACAGCAAGAGCUCGAGGCCUCUUUAUGUCUCCGUGGGUCACAAGGUGAGCCUGGGGACAGCCGUGCGCCUGCUCAGGUCCUGCUGCAGGUUCCGGAUCCCCGAGCCCAUCCGUCAGGCUGAUAUGAGGUCAAGGGAGUAUAUUCGGAAGCAGCUGUGCUCACCGCUGGAGGUCCUGUCUGCUGGGCCAGAGAGCACUAAAAAGGAGGCUGAACUGGAUGAUUAGACUGGUGCCAGAAGGAACUGCAGGGCCCCUCUUCCCUGGAUCCUCUCCUCCACCAAGACUGUGGUUCUGUUGAGUGCAACAGCUGAGUGCCACCCCAGGGGACAGCUGUGCAGGACCGUGUCCAUCAGGCCACACCAGCCACUCUGUGUGGUUCUGGUGGGCAGGCAGACCAGCUUCUCUUCAAGGAUAAUGCUCAGAGUGUAUUUCUCAGGGUUGAUUUUUAAGCAUUGUAAAAAUAUUUGCAUACGUAAAUGUA
This is a messenger RNA of Apus apus (common swift), 1085 nucleotides long. It is a transcript of the gene ENDOV, whose product is annotated as endonuclease V. Bases 20 to 829 code for a protein of 269 amino acids. The transcript is spliced from 9 exons. Lineage: Eukaryota; Metazoa; Chordata; Aves; Apodiformes; Apodidae. Gene Ontology annotation, molecular function: RNA endonuclease activity producing 5'-phosphomonoesters, hydrolytic mechanism; single-stranded RNA binding. The record is from RefSeq and is a predicted model, not a curated record. Gene Ontology annotation, cellular component: nucleolus; cytoplasm. Gene Ontology annotation, biological process: DNA repair.